GCUCAUUCCUAAUCGAACCGUUAGCCGUUUCGUGUCGAUUUUUCUUUUCUUUAAAGUUUGGUGUUAAAAUUUUCGGGGGUGUUGCUGCUGUGAAAGUGUUGUUAUAGGGAAAUAGUUUGAAAUAGUCGCGUGCGAAAUUUUAAUAUAUUGUUUCCAUGUUUUAGUUUUCUAUUGGUGUGUUUUCGGAUGGCCAUGAAUCGGAUACGGUUUAAGUUGACCGAGAGCUUUCAGCCUAAGCCAAAAGCUUGCAGGAGGAGGAAGAGUUCGGCCCGCUGCCUCUGGAUUACCCCGGAUACGCUAUUCACGCUGUGCGAGCUCGUGCUCCGGAAGUUGCUGCUGCCGGCGGGAGUGCCGAGGCGGAAAUUUUGGUCCACCAUUAUCCCCCUAUUGCCGAACGAAACGGCUCGGAUGGCCGUGUGGCAUCAGGUUCACUGUCCAGAAGAUUUCAAUCGAGUCGACAGGAACCGGAUCAACUACGCCAAUCACUGGACACUGUUGUCCGACCAGCAGUGCCGCCUAGCGAGUGCAUCCUGGUCCUGGUCACCGGAUGAGAAGAAAAAGGAUAACGAAUCAACCCCGCCAGCUGUGCCCCGCCAAACGGAUCCGAUUUACAAUAUCCGGAUUGGUUCAGCGGUCCGGAAUAAGCUGACCCAACUGCUGCUGGAUUUGGAGUACUACGAUGGUCAGCAGCCGCAGGGUCAGUUGAUGCGCAGCUCGGGUACCACCGUUGCCGCCGCUGGGUUGGAAAGUUUUCUGUCCAACGAUUUUGUGGCCCGUUCGACGGCUUUGAUGAUGGCAGCCUCCACCUUCGAAGCCGGGGAAGAUGACGAAGACGAGGACGAGUACGCUAAAUUGAACCCAACAGGGAUGGUGGCGUGUUAUUACGGCAAAUGCCAGCACUCCCACCAACAAUGGCCCCGGGACAAUCGCCAGCGUCAGCGUUUCUACACGAGUUCCGGUGUAGAAGACUACUACCCGGAAAGCUUGUUCCAGGUGAGCGCAUUUCCGAGGCACUACUCGAACCGGUCCUCGUCAUCCCGUCCGACGCUGAUGGUGCUGGGAGAACGGAAAAUUAUUCUGACGCAGCCUCCGGUGCAGAAGGUGCGGAUCAACUGGGGCGGACGACGCAAAAAGACCGCGGUGCCAGUUGCUGGCAACAAACAUGGUGCCGGAAAAGGUGCUGGAAAACGUGGCAGUAAAAGUGGUGCCAGCAAAAGUGGUAACACUAAUGCCGCUUGUCAGGUACAAAUUAACGAUGCCGUAGUGCCUCCUCGCGAAUGAAUUGAUGCGACCAUUCUGAACAGUGGCACCCGAUUGAUGGUUUUCGAGCAUCUAGAUUCAGUUUAAAACUUAGUUCAGUUUGAAUAAAUAAAUAAAAAAAUAU
Messenger RNA from Uranotaenia lowii, 1384 nucleotides. RefSeq lists its product as uncharacterized. The record is from RefSeq and is a predicted model, not a curated record. The transcript is spliced from 3 exons. Bases 187 to 1281 code for a protein of 364 amino acids. NCBI's taxonomy places the organism in Eukaryota, Metazoa, Arthropoda, Insecta, Diptera, Culicidae.